Messenger RNA from Brugia malayi, 1473 nucleotides. RefSeq lists its product as uncharacterized. The transcript has 10 exons. NCBI's taxonomy places the organism in Eukaryota, Metazoa, Nematoda, Chromadorea, Rhabditida, Onchocercidae. The record is from RefSeq and is a predicted model, not a curated record. The coding region runs from base 1 to 1473 and encodes 490 amino acids.
AUGAGUACAACAAUAAAUAAAGCAACAGCUAUAAUUGAUAGCACAGAGUUUGAUGAGGAAACAUGGCUUAUUGAACCACCUAAUUUAUCAUCAACACAAUCAAAUAGCAUACAAGAAUCUGGACGAAUUGUUGAAUGGUUACAGGGUGCAGCAAUGAAUGUUGAUUUCCAGACACGAAGUGCAUUAAGCAGAAAAUUAGCCAGUCAAGCAGCUAGGAAAAAAAAAAGAGCUGAAAAAAUACACGAAAAAGCGGAAAGUGUAGGUGGAUAUAAACGAGAACAUUUGGCUCAAGUAAAGGAAGAAAUGAUGGAAAUGAAUCAAAUCUAUGGUGAUAAGGAUGAUAAAGAUGUUUUAAAAGGAAAUACACCAAAGUGGUAUGAUAAUAACUCUAUGAAUAAAAAAUAUCAGCAAAUAUGUUAUGAAGGAAAGCAACAACAACAUGAUGUUACUACAACAAUUACUUCUACUACUACUAUUGCUACUGCUACUGCUACUACUACAAAUGCUGCUAACAGUUCUACCAUUGUUACUUCAUCAACAGUAUCACCCUUACUAUCAACUGAAAAUAUGGCACUGAUAACAAAUGAUAAUGAUAAUGAUGAUGAUGAUAGUGAUGAAUUUUAUGAUGCAAGCUCGGAUUUUAAUAAUGAUAUGCUGUUUUCAUCUACUACUACUGCUACUACUACCACAAUAACUGAUAGUGCCAAUAUCAUAUCAUCUACAAUUGCAUCACAAAACGAUUCACGUGGUAAAGUAAUUUCGAAUGGAACAUCACUUGCAGCAAUAAAUGAAUGCAUUAAAUCGUCUGCAGAUUCUAGCGCAAAUAGCAGCAUCAGCUUACUGAACUCAGAUCCUUCAAUUCAUGAAUCACGACAAGUUCGUCAAGUUAACACUGCACGUGUUCCACCGAUGAUUGCGCAAAAUCAUGCUUCACAGCGAUCAUCAGUAUUAGAUAAGUCAAAAUCAUUAUAUAGAUCAACAAAAUCUCAUUCACCAUCUACACAACCGGAUUUAAAAGAUAUUAAAAGUAUUGUUGAACGACAAGAAGCAGAAUUACGAGAAGAAUUAAGCAGACUGAAAUCCAGUGUUCAGGGUGAUAUUGCAAGCAAAACGUUUUCCUCAUGUGCUCAUAAUUCUCAGGUGCAAUCUACAAGACGAGGAACGAUGCCAUUAGCAUCAUCAAGAUCUACUGAAUUUCAUGCAAAUAAUGCAAAACUAUCAGCUGUUUCUAUACCAUCAUCUGUUUUUCAUGCUUCUCGAUUACCAACCCCAGUUCGAAAGAGUCUUGGACGCAGUUUGAUUCCCACACCACGUGCUUCUGCACUUACUAGAUCAACUAUUCGUGGUUUAGCUGGCGGUAGUACACCAUCAUUAGCAUUAUCAGCGCAACAUUUAUACGAUGAUACACGUUCGGAAUGUGGUAGUGGUGGUAUGUCACAUAAUGAGCAACGAUGGGCUGAUGAAUGCUUCUAA